This is a messenger RNA of Phragmites australis (common reed), 919 nucleotides long. RefSeq lists its product as uncharacterized. The transcript has 4 exons. The coding region runs from base 117 to 521 and encodes 134 amino acids. Lineage: Eukaryota; Viridiplantae; Streptophyta; Magnoliopsida; Poales; Poaceae. The record is from RefSeq and is a predicted model, not a curated record.
UGGACGUUCGCACGAGGCACGAAUCCCCACAACUCGCACCAGGUGGUUUGUGUACGCAAGCAUCGCGCUCGCGCGACCGGCCGUGCGGCACGGCAGCAGUAGCUCAGCUCGUGGCGAUGCAGGCGCGCGCUUAUCCGGCGUGCCUGCUGGGCAGCGGCCCACUGGCGGGCGCCGGGCGCAGCGGCCUUUUCCCGCGCGGCAGGAGGACUCCCGCCGGCCGAGGCGGUGCCACCAGCGUUCACGCCGUUGACGGGGCUUCCGCUGCGGCCGCUGUCGCCGCGGCCGCCGAUGCCCCGCUCCCGCCCGCGCAGGUCACCUGGCAGAUUGUCGUCGGCGCUGUAGCUGGAGUGACGCCUUUCGUCGUUGCAGGAGUCGAAUUCGGCAAAAAAAUCAUUGCACAAAAGAAAUGUGAAGUCUGUGGAGGCUCUGGUCUUGUAGCGAAGAACGAUUAUUAUGUCCGAUGCCAAGGGUGUGGUGGAUUCCUUCCAUGGCAGUCUUGGAGAAGAUUCUUCACAGGCUGAACGUGGUCAUCUGGCACCCUGAUCAUUACUAGUACUUUACUACCAGAGUACCAGUACAACUAAAGAUGGAUGAGGAUACAGCAAAAAGUUCUAUAUAAACUGAUCAGCACUGCAUUCGGAAUGCCUUGUCAGUUGCCGUUCAUCAAAGAAGUAAUGUAAAACUGCAGAGCUGCUCGUGCAUAUUGUCGACUUUUACGUAUAGACAGAUGGGGUCAUUGUAGAGUUAUCACCCUGCGUUCCGGGCUUCCGGUGGUGCUCAUUUUUGCGUUUCAAGAACAACGCUCAAGCUUCACCGCGAGUCUGUAACUCCGUGGCCUUCCUGUAAUGAUCGGUGCAAGGAAAUGGUUUUCUAGUCAUCCUUUUUGAAUUUAAUUAUGUGAGACUAUGGCUUAUCACUA